Helianthus annuus (common sunflower) is the source of this 1086-nucleotide messenger RNA. Its product is annotated as hrp65 protein-like. The transcript has 2 exons. Bases 1 to 1086 code for a protein of 361 amino acids. The record is from RefSeq and is a predicted model, not a curated record. Gene Ontology annotation, molecular function: nucleic acid binding; zinc ion binding. NCBI's taxonomy places the organism in Eukaryota, Viridiplantae, Streptophyta, Magnoliopsida, Asterales, Asteraceae.
AUGUUUGAUUGCAAACCUCAUUACAUCAAUAUACUUCCUCACUUCAGUGGAAGGUCGAAUGAUGAACCGUACACGCAUUUGGCGGAAUUCUCAUCCAUAUGUAACACAAUCAGGGGGCACAAUUUUGCAUUGGAGGAAGUCAAGCUUCGACUAUUUCAAUUUUCGUUAAAGGUCAAAGCGAAGCAAUGGUUCCUUACACUCCCGGCAAAUAGUAUUCGAACAUGGGGAGAAAUGCAACAAGCCUUUCUUGAUGAAUACUAUUCGAUGGCGAAGACCGAUGACGCUCGUGAUGAAAUUAGGUCUUUUCGCCAACUAUCGGGUGAGCCGUUGCAUGAAGCAUUCACAAGAUACAAGGAGUUGAUGCGAAAGUGCCCACAUCAUCAAAUAGAGAAGUGGGAGUUAGUCAAGUGUUUUGUACGGGGUCUAGACGACAAUACAUGGAACCGCCUCGAGUCAACGAGCAACGGGACUUUGUUGAGCAAUCAUGAAGAUGAUGAUUGGGAAUUCCUUGAGCGGAUGAGCAAGCGGUCGAAGGAAAAGGAAUCGGCCGAUAGAGCCAAGAAACAUCCCAUUUCCCGAUCACUUCCCAAUCUUGAUACUAAGGAUCGAAUUACUACCUUAGAACGGGAAAUGGGUCGUAUGAAGAAGAAGGAGGUGAACGCGGUACAAUUCGCGGUGUGUGAAGAGUGUGGAGACAUCGGCCAUAGAACCGAGCAAUGUCCAACGGGGCCGAGUGGCCAAGGAAGUUCUUCUUACAACAACCGUCAAGGUGGUAACCAAGGAGGUUACCAACGUAAUUACAAUCAAGGGUACCAAGGCUGGGACAAUAGUUACCAAGGUGGGUACCAAAGGAAUUACAAUAAUCAAGGCGGUAAUGGAAGCGGGUCGAACAAUCAAACCAGUGGUGAUGAUUUGAGUGCCAAAAUGGAUGCUUUGUUAAAUAUGCAAAAAGAAUCUCACAAUGACAUCAAGGAGAUAAAGAAGACAAACGAGAUUCGGGACAAAGCACAUGAGGCAUUGGCAAAGCAAGUGGGCCAACUCGCGGAGGAAAUGGCUCAAAUAAGGGGAAGCAUGGGGAAGUGUUAG